UUCAGCUCUCUCUAUAGCUGAGAAUCCUGUGUACCGCUUUUUCUUGGUAAAUUCCUGUAGUGAGAAUCUUGGAUGACGAUAUAUCCUUUUUGGGUCUGCAGAAAAGUUGUAAAGAUUGGAUCUUUUUAAGCUCUUAAUUAUUGUUUCUGUGGAAUUUCCCUCUGCAGAUCACGUUAACUCGCAUUUCACUAUUUCUCCCUCUCUUUUUUUUUUAGAAGUUUUAAAGUAGUAAUAUUCAAGAAGCGAGUAAUAAAUUUUUUUAGCUUUAGGAGAUUGUUAUCAUCUCUAUAUCUCUCUGACCUGAACAAGAAAAAGCACAAGCUCAGGUGAAUUUCAGCUAAUCCCAUGGUUUUCUAAGCCAUACAGUUGUUUACUGUUUCUGGGAUUAUUGUUAAUCUUGAGACUGAAACUGUAUUAUUAGCUGGUAGAAUGAGAAAAGAGGAAAAGGAAGAAGGAAAGGUUAUCGAAAGGGAAGAAAAUAUGGAAGAAGUGAGAAGUGAGGAAGAAAAUGCGAAGAGAAUUCCUCCAUGGACUAAACAAAUAACAGUUCGAGGAAUUGUAGCAAGUUUGUUGAUUGGAAUCAUUUACAGUGUGAUAGUAAUGAAGUUGAAUCUCACUACUGGACUAGUCCCAAAUCUCAAUGUCUCAGCUGCUCUUCUUGCUUAUGUAUUCAUUCAAACAUGGACUAAGCUUCUUAAAAAGGCCAAUAUUGUUUCAACUCCGUUCACUAGACAGGAAAAUACCAUUAUUCAGACAUGUGCAGUUGCAUGCUAUAGUAUUGCCGUUGGAGGUGGUUUUGGAUCUUAUCUUUUGGGAUUGAACAAGAAGACAUAUGAGCGGGCAGGGGCUGAAACAGAAGGCAAUAUACCAGGGAGCUACAAGGAACCCGAGCUUGAUUGGAUGAUUGGUUUCCUGUUUGUUGUUAGCUUUGUUGGUCUGUUAGCCUUAGUUCCUCUUAGAAAGAUUAUGAUACUUGACUAUAAAUUACCUUAUCCCAGUGGAACUGCAACUGCUGUUCUUAUUAAUGGAUUUCAUACACCUAAGGGGGACAAAAUGGCCAAGAAACAGGUCAAUGGAUUCCUGAGAUUCUUCUCAAUAAGUUUCAUCUGGAGUUUCUUUCAAUGGUUUUACUCUGGUGGAGAUCAAUGCGGAUUUGUGAACUUCCCCACCUUUGGAUUGAAAGCUUGGAAACAGACAUUUUAUUUUGAUUUCAGCAUGACUUAUGUUGGAGCUGGAAUGAUUUGUUCACACCUUGUGAACUUGUCUUUGCUUCUUGGAGCUGUUCUGUCUUGGGGAAUUAUGUGGCCUCUAAUUAGUGAUCGCAAAGGAGCUUGGUUCCCGGCCACCUUACCGGAGAACAGCAUGAGGAGCCUCAAUGGAUACAAGGUUUUUAUCUCCAUCGCUCUCAUCCUGGGAGAUGGCCUUUACAAUUUUCUCAAAACACUUUUUUUCACUGGUAGAAGCAUAUAUGCUGCACUGAACAAAAAGAACCCCGUGUCAUUUUCAGAUAGCAAGAAUCAGCCGGUUGAUGACCUUCAGAGAAACGAAAUAUUCAUUAGAGAGAGCAUUCCCUUAUGGGUAGCUUGUGUUGGGUACAUGGUUUUCUCUGUUAUCUCCAUCAUUUUAAUCCCACUUAUGUUCCCUGCACUGAAGUGGUACUAUGUGCUCGUCGCAUACAUUCUUGCACCAUCUUUGAGCUUCUGCAAUGCCUAUGGUGCUGGUCUAACUGACAUGAACAUGGCAUACAAUUAUGGCAAAGUGGCUCUCUUUGUGCUUGCUGCAUUAUCUGGUAAAGACAAUGGUGUAGUCGCUGGACUUAUUGGAUGUGGACUGAUCAAGUCCAUUGUAUCUAUAUCCUCUGACCUCAUGCAUGAUUUCAAAACAGGCCACCUAACCCUGACUUCCCCUCGUUCGAUGCUUCUUAGCCAAGGAAUCGGGACUGCUAUCGGUUGUGUGGUAGCACCUCUCACGUUUUUCCUCUUCUACAAAGCUUUUGAUGUAGGGAAUCCUGAUGGGGAGUACAAAGCUCCUUAUGCCUUAAUCUACAGGAACAUGGCAAUCUUAGGUGUUGAAGGCUUCUCUGCUCUGCCCCAACAUUGCUUGCAGCUCUGUUAUGGUUUCUUCGCCUUUGCUAUACUUGCCAAUUUAGUGAGAGACGUCGCCCCUAAAAGCAUUGGCAAAUGGGUUCCUCUCCCAAUGGCUAUGGCCGUUCCUUUCCUCGUUGGAGCGAGCUUUGCAAUUGAUAUGUGUGUGGGCAGUUUGGUUGUAUACCUAUGGCACAAGGUCAACAGCAACAAGGCCAGUUUAAUGGUUCCUGCUGUUGCUUCAGGGUUGAUUUGUGGCGACGGAUUAUGGAUUCUUCCAUCAUCAAUACUUGCUUUAGCCAAAGUUAAUCCUCCUAUUUGCAUGAAUUUUUUGGCAACAAAGAUCUCAUGAAAUUUUCUCAUGCCUGAAACAAACAUGUUUGGCGCUUGCUGAAGAGUAAUACAAGUAUAUAGAAAUGCCAUAGUUAGCAGACUACUUUGAGAAUGUGACUAAUAGAAGAGUUUUGUCACAAUUGGGAAGAAUGACUAGUUAAUUUAAUUUGGUAUAGAAAGAAUAUGGAAUAAAUACAUUCAGCCUUGGUAGACACACAGCAGCUUAAAAUGUAAUUUGACCCUUAGAGGUAGCGAGGGAAGGGAAUGUAUUCUUAAGUGUAUGGAGCUAUAGUUUUUUAUCUGAUAAAUAAAAUUUGGGACAACAGAUCCGCAUCUUUACCAAA
This is a messenger RNA of Nicotiana tabacum (common tobacco), 2761 nucleotides long. RefSeq names its product metal-nicotianamine transporter YSL3. Gene Ontology annotation, biological process: response to iron ion; seed development. The record is from RefSeq and is a predicted model, not a curated record. Gene Ontology annotation, molecular function: iron-nicotianamine transmembrane transporter activity; oligopeptide transmembrane transporter activity. NCBI's taxonomy places the organism in Eukaryota, Viridiplantae, Streptophyta, Magnoliopsida, Solanales, Solanaceae. Gene Ontology annotation, cellular component: plasma membrane.